Molecule: messenger RNA, 1026 nt
Organism: Pyricularia grisea
Lineage: Eukaryota; Fungi; Ascomycota; Sordariomycetes; Magnaporthales; Pyriculariaceae
Exons: 1
Coding region: 1-1026 (341 amino acids)
Source: RefSeq, a predicted model, not a curated record
AUGCCUCCGCAACUACUUCCGGCAUCCGCCGCGGCCUUUGCGCCGCGUGCAUCUUCGGUCAAUGUCGUCCUCGGAUCAAAGGUCGAGCCGUGGCUUACACAAACCCUGAAGCGCAUCAACAGGGUUAAGCGCCCACUCAACAGUGUUCCUCAGCACCAGAGGUGUCUCACAGAGACCUUGUCGUCGCCAGAUGCUAUCUGGACCUUGGCCUCAUUAAUGUUCCCAAAAUUCCCCGAAUCGGAUCUCAAGAAGGAUUCCGACCCAUUAGUUGAGGCCCUCCAGAACUAUCAGCUGGUCCACAUCGAGGCAUACAUUGUUCACGUCGACAUGGUCUUGCGCAACGAGGUCGCCUUCAAGCUAACCCCGGAUACUAUCGAGUCCCUCAUUGAGUACCACAAGGAGGUCCACUGCGUUGACACCAAGGCGAGCACUUAUGAGUGGUCAGAGAAGGAGCAACAGUGCAAGAAGCUGCAUGAGGAUUUCAUCCAAGCCAUCAACCGUUACGUCUUCCGCACGCAUGUUUCUGCACUUGAGGGUUUGGAGGAGGAAGGUGCCGGCGAGCUGCUGAAUGGGAGGAGUGAGGAUGUCAAGACCGCCAUUCUGGGCCUCAUCAAGCCCCUGGUGCCUCCGCCGCCCAAGGUCGUAGAACCUAUCCGCCAGCCGCCCUUGCUACCCAGCUCUACCAUGAGCAUGUGGUCGCAGCCAACCAUGACCACUUCUCUGCCAGCGCCUGUAGAAUCAUGGAGGGUUCUACCAUCUAGCCCCAACGUCCCUGCAACUACAGCCGAUGCAAACAACACAAUUUGGGCCACAAUGGGCAUGAACGACGUCCAGUUGCCUUCACCGCCAACGCCGCCUUACAGCCAGCCACUCACAACCGCCGGUUACUUCUACAGCUCUCCUCUCGUCGCAUCACCGAUUCCCACGCUGUCGUUGCCUAGCAUGUUUACACCGCAAUGCGGUGUAGGUAUGGGCUACGGCGGCUUUGGCUGGGAUAGGUAUCAAGAGUACACGACUACCAUGUGA